Belonocnema kinseyi is the source of this 4174-nucleotide messenger RNA. It is a transcript of the gene kcc, whose product is annotated as solute carrier family 12 member 4. Gene Ontology annotation, molecular function: potassium:chloride symporter activity. The transcript is spliced from 13 exons. The record is from RefSeq and is a predicted model, not a curated record. Gene Ontology annotation, biological process: potassium ion import across plasma membrane; cell volume homeostasis; chemical synaptic transmission. NCBI's taxonomy places the organism in Eukaryota, Metazoa, Arthropoda, Insecta, Hymenoptera, Cynipidae. Gene Ontology annotation, cellular component: membrane. Bases 681 to 4025 code for a protein of 1114 amino acids.
CAUUCACCUCCAUAAAUCGACCCUAAAACGGACUUGAUGCAACCCUAAAAAAUCAUCCCUCACAUCAGAACAUCAUCCCACAUUCUCGGACAAGUGAACAUCUCGCAUCCUACAUUUCCCACUGCUACCGGCAUCCCAGGCGUAGCAAAGACUUGGUUCCGGAAAGUCUGAAUCAAUGACUUAUACAUUUGAGUUCGCGAGUGAGGUAUGACUUUAAACAGAUGAAAAUAAUAUUCGAGGAUUUUAAGUGUCGAUGCUGGACCAGGAAAAACCGGUCCGAGGAUCGGUUCGGAAAAUCAAGUAGUUGAUUCAAAAAUCAAAGAGAAGUAAAAGCGAGAAUAGGACGAAAAGUGCGAGAAGAGUAGGUAAAGUGCGAGAAGAGCAAGCAACGUGCGAGAAGAGCACGAAGAGUGCGAGAAGAGUACGAGCGUGAAUUAAGAGUGAAAUGAGAUUAUUUACGACUGGCAGGUAACGAGAAAAAUAUUAUUGGAAAAAUGCAGAGGUGAUCUUGUGCUUCGAGGGAUAGUGAAGAUAAAAAUUGCAUCAAGGGAAGAGGAAAAGUUUAUAAAGAGGGAAAGGAUAUAAAUAAAUCAAAGUGGGUGGGAGUGAGUUUGGAAUUUAGGGAAGGAAUAAUUGACGAGUCGUAAGCCUUCAGUUUUGGAUCGAAAGUGUCAAAAAAAAUGCCUGAAGGAACACCAAAACUGCAGAUGAAGAGCUCCGACGGUUCGCCGGCUAAACUGGAAGCUGGUGAUGGAGGCACUGGAGGAGAUGGAGAACCUCUUGGUUACAAUACGGAUGAAAAGUCAGGAUACCACACAAACUUAUAUUUGUACAACGAUGAUAUCGAAGAUCGACCGCAAAUUUCCACUUUCCUCAGUACUUUGGCAAACUAUAGUAACACAAUACCACCAGCAACUGAUGCGGAAAGUAAACCAGCAACCGCAGCAAGUGGUGGUGGAGGGGCGCGGAUGGGCACCUUGAUUGGUGUUUUCCUACCCUGUAUUCAAAACAUCUUUGGUGUCAUUCUUUUCAUCCGUCUCACCUGGGUGGUGGGCACUGCCGGUGCUGUUCAAGGAUUCUUGAUAGUUUUUUGCUGUUGUUGCGUCACGAUGCUAACGGCGAUAAGUAUGAGCGCAAUCGCUACCAACGGCGUGGUUCCUGCAGGAGGUUCCUACUUCAUGAUCUCCAGAAGUUUGGGCCCCGAAUUCGGAGGUGCUGUCGGAAUGCUGUUCUACACGGGUACCACCCUAGCAGCUGCUAUGUACAUCAUCGGUGCUGUCGAAAUUGUCCUCACGUACAUGGCUCCUAGUUUGAGUAUAUUUGGCGACUUCACGAAAGACCCGAGUAUAAUGUACAAUAACUUUCGGGUCUAUGGUACGGGUCUGCUGAUGGUUAUGGGUACAAUAGUAUUCAUUGGCGUCAAAUUCGUCAACAAAUUUGCGACGGUAGCACUCGCUUGUGUCAUCUUGUCCAUUGUGGCUGUCUACAUUGGACUUUUUGUCAACUUCAAUGGAAACGAUUUGCUAAAGAUGUGCACCCUCGGGAGAAGAUUACUGAAGGAUGUGGCUACACAAAACUGCACUAAACCAUGGCUGCGAGAAAAUGUCUUCUGUAACAGGACAACUGGAGUUUGUGACGAAUACUUUCAAAAUAACGAAGUGAAUAUUAUUAACGGCAUCCGGGGACUAUCAAGUGGAGUCUUUCUAGAAAACAUUUGGGGUAGUUUUCAAGAAGAAGGUCAGUUCAUCGCGAAGUACAACCAACCCAAAGAUAUCGACAAGACGACACCUUACCCCUACAAUCAGAUUCAAGUCGACUUGACAACCACCUUUACGAUCCUCAUUGGAAUAUUCUUCCCCUCAGUGACAGGAAUCAUGGCCGGCUCCAACAGAUCCGGUGAUCUAGCAGACGCCCAGAAAUCAAUCCCCAUCGGAACGAUCUGCGCCAUCCUGACAACAUCGACCGUCUAUCUCUCCUGCGUCCUCCUCUUCGCCGGAACAGUCGACAACCUUCUCCUCCGGGACAAGUUCGGCCAAAGCAUUGGCGGAAAACUCGUCGUCGCGAACAUCGCCUGGCCCAACGAAUGGGUCAUCCUGAUCGGGUCCUUCCUCUCAACUCUGGGCGCUGGUCUCCAGUCCCUAACCGGGGCGCCAAGACUCCUCCAAGCCAUUGCCAGGGACGGAAUCAUCCCCUUCCUAGGUCCCUUCGCCAAGAGUUCGAGCCGCGGUGAACCCACAAGAGCUCUCGUUGUCACAAUCCUGAUCUGCCAAUGUGGAAUCCUCCUAGGAAAUGUGGAUCUCCUCGCUCCACUGCUCUCCAUGUUCUUCCUGAUGUGCUACGGAUUCGUGAACCUCGCCUGUGCUCUCCAGACUCUCCUGAGGACUCCCAACUGGAGACCAAGAUUCAAGUUCUACCACUGGAGUUUGUCCUUCCUUGGCCUCUCGCUCUGCAUAGCGAUCAUGUUCAUGACGAGUUGGUACUACGCUCUUCUUGCCAUGGGAAUGGCAGGCCUCAUCUACAAGUACAUCGAGUACCGCGGAGCAGAAAAAGAAUGGGGAGAUGGUAUUCGAGGUCUUGCUCUUUCAGCAGCGCGGUAUUCCCUCCUGAGACUGGAGGAGGGUCAACCUCAUACCAAAAACUGGAGGCCGCAGAUCCUCAUCCUGGCUAAGCUGACUGAUGAUCUGGUUCCAAAAUAUCGGAAGCUUCUGGCAUUCGCGAGUCAACUCAAGGCCGGUAAGGGCUUGACGAUUUGUGUGAGUUGUAUUGGUGGCGAUUACGCGCGGAAUUCUGGAGAAGCUUUGGCAGCGAAGCAGAGUUUGAGGCGGUCGAUGGAAGAGGAGAAGGUGAAGGGAUUCGUGGAUGUUUUGGUGUCGAGAAAUACAGUUGAUGGUUUGAGUGCUCUCGUGCAGACAACUGGAUUGGGUGGAAUGAAGCCUAAUACUGUUAUUCUUGGAUGGCCGUACGGAUGGAGGCAAUCUGAGAAUGAGAGAACUUGGAGAGUCUUUCUCCAGACGGUGAGGAAUGUUACGGCUUCGAGAAUGGCGCUCUUGGUGCCAAAAGGUAUCAACUUCUUCCCGGAUUCGACAGAGAAGGUUGUGGGGAAUAUUGAUGUCUGGUGGAUUGUUCAUGAUGGCGGAUUGCUGAUGCUGUUGCCCUUCUUGCUGAAGCAACAUCGCACCUGGAAAAAUUGUAAGAUGAGGAUUUUCACGGUCGCCCAGAUGGAAGACAACUCGAUCCAGAUGAAGAAGGAUUUGAAGAAGUUCUUGUAUGAUCUCAGGAUUGAGGCAGAGGUCGAAGUUGUAGAAAUGAUGAAUGCAGACAUCUCAGCCUACACAUAUGAGCGGACCCUGAUGAUGGAGCAACGCAAUCAGAUGUUGAGAGAGCUGCAAUUGAACAAGAAGGAAUCGCUUGGCGUGGUGCAGACAUUGGAGUUCAACGAGGUUCAAGCGAUAGUUGACCAUCACCACAAUGUGGAUGUGAAAACAGCUACGAAAGUGAGGUUCCAAGAACCAGGCGUUACACAGCAAAAUGGAAUAGAGGAAGCUCAAGAGAAGCUUCUGCAGGAAUCUGAAGCGAAUAAUAAGGCAGCUGACACGAAUAAGUUAGCUGAAAGUGCAGUGGAAGAAGGGCUAGCUAAGACUCAUGAAAAUACAGAAACGACACAAGAAGAGGCUAAACUUCUUGCAGGGUCGCCUAAACAAGAUAACAAAGAAAAUGCUGAAAAAGAAGCUAAAGAGUGUCAGGAAAAGAAGGAGGAAGCGUCUAAUGUGAAGGAGGCGCCUCAAAUCACCCCUGACGAGGGAAAUGUGAGGCGUAUGCACACUGCUGUGAAAUUAAACGAGGUCAUCGUCAAUAAGAGCCACGAUGCGCAAUUGGUUAUUCUGAAUCUCCCAGGACCACCCAGAGAUACCAAAAUGGAACGAGAAUCUAAUUAUAUGGAAUUUCUCGAAGUUCUCACCGAACGUUUGGAGAGGGUGCUAAUGGUCCGGGGAGGCGGUCGAGAGGUCAUCACCAUCUACUCGUGAACAGAUUCUGCAUCUAACUUCAGCAUCACGCUAAAAAAAUCAGGAUCUAGUAUAAUUUUCCUAAUUAUUAAAGUAGUCCUCAAGGGCAUUUUUCUAUUCUCGUGCCGCUAUCUUGCACCAUUACUAGCGCAAAGCGCAGUAAUCUGAAA